Molecule: messenger RNA, 1862 nt
Organism: Setaria italica (foxtail millet)
Lineage: Eukaryota; Viridiplantae; Streptophyta; Magnoliopsida; Poales; Poaceae
Product: probable arabinosyltransferase ARAD1
Exons: 3
Coding region: 80-1564 (494 amino acids)
Molecular function (GO): glycosyltransferase activity
Source: RefSeq, a predicted model, not a curated record
GCCUCACUCCCUCCCAUCCUCCGCCGACCGCCGCACUCCACCUCCCCAUCCCCGCCCUCCCCACCGCGCGGCCGGCCCCAUGUGGGAGCGCGGCAGGCCGCCCCGCAAGCCGCGCCCGUCCCCGAUUAUCGUGCCGCCGCCACCGCCUUCGCCGCCUCCCCGCCUGAACCUCCUCCUCCCCAGAUCCCUCCUCGCGCUCGCCGCGCGCGCCAUGCCGUCGCGCCGCCCCUCCCCGGUCCUCCUACUCCUCCUCGCGCUCGCGCUCGCGCUCCUCUUCGUCAUACUCUCCCCGUCGUCCCCCUCCGCCUCCCGCCUCUCCCGGUCCCUCGCCUCCGGCUCCGCUUCCGCCUCCUCAUCUCCGGCGACACCCGCCGCUCCGCCGCCCCCCGUCAAGAUCUACAUGUACGACCUGCCGCCCAAGUUCACGUACGGCGUCGUGCGCAGCUACAUGGCCGCGCGCGCGCCCUCGGGCUCGGCGGACGCAGCCGCGGUGCUCCCCGACGAGCAGCUGCGGUACCCGGGGCACCAGCACUCGGCGGAGUGGUGGCUCUUCAAGGACCUGCUCCGCCGCGGGCCGCGCGACCGCCCCGUAGCACGCGUGGACGAACCGAGCAACGCCGACCUUUUCUACGUGCCUUUCUUCUCCUCCCUCAGCCUCGUUGUCAACCCCAUCCGACCCCCGGCGGCGGCCAACGCCUCUGGGGUGGCGGCAGCGUACAGUGACGAGGCCAUGCAGGAGGAGCUGCUGGCGUGGCUGGAGCUGCAGCCGUACUGGCAGCAGCACAGGGGGAGGGAUCAUAUUUUCAUCUGCCAGGAUCCCAACGCGCUGUACAAGGUGAUCGACCGGAUUAGCAAUGCUGUACUCCUGGUCUCUGAUUUUGGCCGGUUGCGCAGCGACCAGGCGUCCCUCGUCAAGGAUGUCAUCCUGCCCUACUCACACCGAAUCAACUCCUUCAAGGGUGAUGUCGGGGUAGAUGGUCGGCCCUCAUUGCUGUUCUUCAUGGGCAAUCGCUACCGCAAGGAGGGUGGGAAGGUCCGUGAUGCACUUUUCCAAAUUCUUGAGAAAGAGGAAGAUGUAACCAUAAAACAUGGCGCACAAUCAAGGGAGAGUCGGCGUGCAGCUACACGAGGAAUGCACUCAUCAAAAUUUUGCCUCCAUCCUGCUGGAGACACCCCCUCAGCGUGCAGAUUGUUUGAUGCACUUGUCAGUUUAUGCAUUCCUGUUAUAGUGAGUGAUCACAUCGAGCUACCAUUUGAAGAUGUUAUAGACUACAGUAACAUAGCAAUAUUUGUUGAGACAAGCAAGGCCGUACAACCUGGAUACUUAACUUCAAUGCUACGAAGAGUAAGUUCAGAGAGGAUUCUGGAGUACCAGAGAGAAAUAAAAAAGGUAAAACAAUUCUUUGAGUAUGAAGAUCCGAAUGGACCAGUCAAUGAGAUAUGGCGCCAAGUAUCCCUAAAAGCACCACUGAUAAAGUUGUUGACUAACCGUAACAAACGCCUGUUUGAAAGAGGCACCAAUGGAACAGAUUGCUCGUGCAUGUGCUCUACAACCCCCUAUUGAGAUGACCACAGCCGGGUAAAGAAGGUGGAACCCCUAUGAAGCUUUUUGCCUCAUUUCCAAGUGAUCACAUUGCCUGAGAGAGACGAUAGAGGCUGUGCAGCUCUAUGUACAGCGAGAUUUCCAGUAACUACUUUGAACACUAAAAUUACUAACUGCCACGAUCCUACAAUUUUCAGUAGAUAUGUAUAGGAGGGGGCGAAUAGUCAAAGAACCUUAAAGUGAUGCCUCUGGCGUCAAUACAAGGCCACAAUAUUUUUUGUAUGAUGUGUAAGUUAUAUUAUUUCAUUUUUUUCAGCAA